AAGGAGAUGUGUUUGGAAUAAGAAGAAAGGGGGAGUCUGAUAAUGUCAACGGCGCAACUGGUAAAACACGUCUUUCAUGCUGCAUUCAACCAUGCCCAGUUUUGAGUUUCCUUUCGAAAGCGGCCAAUUCCAUGAAGACUUCCACAACCCCCUCCAUUGCACUCCUAACUUAGUCAAAAUCCCUGUGAAUAUCUCCCCCACCGACUCCUUCGCUCCAAGCUGUUUUGCAACGCCACUCACUACCCUUCUCCUUCGCUCCCGCAUUACGCUAUAAGCCUAUAACAACUACCACCCGCUUCUUCUUCUUUCAAACCUCUUCUCUCUAUCUCUCUGCCUAUUAUCCACCUUCAAUGGCCACUGUAACAACAACACAGGCACAGGUGAAUGCGCAAUCUCUCCUCUCCAUCAGACCCAAACCCACGCGAGUUUGCUUCUCCGUCGCUGCCUACGCCAAGAACGUAAUAAAGCAUCUCGCCGCUUGCAACGUUCCAAUCCAGGAAGGUCUCUCCGAUUCAGAAUUCUCCACCAUCGAAGCCUCUCUCGGCUUUACCUUCCCUCCCGAUCUCCGAUCCAUUCUCCAGGAAGGCCUUCCGGUGGGCCCUGGCUUCCCCAACUGGCGAUCGUCGUCGCACCAACAGCUUGAGAUCCUCACCAGUCUUCCAAUAUUGGAGGUGUGUAAGGCGGUUUCCAUGGGGAAGUUUUGGUGUAAAUCUUGGGGCGAUGAGCCUGUUGAUUCCGACGAAGCUUUAGCUUUGGCCCGGCGGUUCUUGAAGAAAGCUCCGGUUCUUGUUCCGAUAUAUCGCCACUGUUACAUUCCUUCCAACCCGAAUUUGGCGGGAAAUCCGGUGUUCUUCGUCCACGGUGGACAUGUUCGGAUGUGGAGCUUGGACAUGGCUGAAUUCUUCCAGAAAGGGGAGUUCUUCCGGCUGGAGACGGAGGUGAGCUCGCCGGCGUGGGCGGCGACGACGGCGAGGAGAAUUGAGUUCUGGACGGAGGCGGUGGAGAGGGCGCGUGGGGGGACGCGGGGGUGGUGGAGCGGGGAACUGGGUUGUUGCAUGGAGGAACUGUUCUGGAGGUUGAGAGAUGGAGGGUGGAGAGAGGAGGAGGUGAGGGAGAUGAUGAUGAUGGACGGCCGCGAUCAAAACGACAAAAAAACUGCCGUUUCGAAAGACAACAAGGGCGUGGUGUGGCACGUGCAUGUACUGUCCCUCCUGAUGCUACGUGCGGGCUGGAGCACCGAAGAUGUUGUGGACUCUCUCGAUUUUCAAAUCCAGCACACUCCACCGGACGGUGAAUCAUGGCUGGACUUUCAACAUCCACACAGCUGUUCUCAGGGAGGCUGAGUUUUGCUACGAUCACCCGCAUCCUUCUGUUGAGUUGUGAUUUGGCAAUUAGGAGAGGAGAGGAGAGGAAGCAAGGAGUGCGAUUUUGGAAUCAUCAUCCCGUGUAGACCCCACACUCCUGGAAAAAUGAGAGGGUGAGGACCAGUUUGCCCCGAAUUUCAAGACUAUCUCUUUCUACUUUCUAAAGAAAGGCCCACGGCCGUCUCCGUCUCUCGAUCUAUGUUUCACUCCCACCCCUGAUUUCAUUUUCAUUGUGACAACUGACAUCCGGUCUAUCAGAGACAAAGAGAAAAUCGAAACAGACAAUCGACAUUAUCAGCCAAAAUGAUCAAAUAUGUGAUUGAUUUUGGGUGGGACUCACUGCCAGAAAAGUGUCUGAUACAUAUUCAAUGAUGUAAAUGGAAAUUUUGAUAUGUAUCAAUUCUCUGUACCUAAAUAUUUUUCUAUUGAUUUAUGCAUGUGACACUUUGAGUUAAA
This is a messenger RNA of Vitis riparia (riverbank grape), 1820 nucleotides long. RefSeq lists its product as uncharacterized. The transcript is spliced from 2 exons. Lineage: Eukaryota; Viridiplantae; Streptophyta; Magnoliopsida; Vitales; Vitaceae. The coding region runs from base 351 to 1343 and encodes 330 amino acids. The record is from RefSeq and is a predicted model, not a curated record.